Molecule: messenger RNA, 2942 nt
Organism: Echinops telfairi (small Madagascar hedgehog)
Lineage: Eukaryota; Metazoa; Chordata; Mammalia; Afrosoricida; Tenrecidae
Gene: PSMF1
Product: proteasome inhibitor subunit 1
Exons: 7
Coding region: 128-943 (271 amino acids)
Biological process (GO): proteasome-mediated ubiquitin-dependent protein catabolic process
Molecular function (GO): proteasome binding; endopeptidase inhibitor activity
Source: RefSeq, a predicted model, not a curated record
CGGCGGGUGGCGUCCGCGUUAGAGCAGGCGGAGCCGGGCCCGCCGAGUCGAUCCGUCUCGGAGGGCAGUGUCGGCUCACCGUCCUCGCGACCCCUGUUCCCUCCCUCCGCAGAAGCUGCUGGCGCCCAUGGCGGGCCUGGAGGUGCUGUACGCCUCGGCCGCGCCGGCCAUCACCUGCGCGCAGGACGCGCUCAUCUGCUUCCUGCACUGGGAAUUGGUGACGCACGGCUACCGCGGCCUGGGGGCCGGCGACCAGUCAGGUCCAAACGAUAAGAGAUCAGAACUGCUGCCAGCUGGGUGGAACCACAAUAAAGACCUCUAUGUGCUCCGCUAUGAGUUUAAGGAUGAAUCCAGAAGGCUCCUUGUGAAGGCUGUCACCGUGGAGAACAGCAUGAUCAUCAAUGUGCUGGACUGUGGCUCACAGCAAGUAGCAGACCUGACUUUGAACUUGGGCGAUUACAUCGAUGCAGAACACCUGGGUGACUUCCACAGGGCCUACAAGAACAGUGAGGAGCUGCGGUCUCGAAUUGUGUCUGGGAUCGUCACCCCUAUCCAAGACUACUGGGACAAGGCCAGCGUGAGCAGCCCUCACAAGGAGUUCCCGCCUGCCACUGCCAGAGAGGUGGACCCCCUGCGGAUCCUCCCACAACACCCCCACACCAGCCGGCAGCCUCCCUGGCGUGAUCCCCUGGGUCCAUUUUCUGUCGGGGGAGAGGACCUGGACCCCUUUGGGUGUCGGCGAGGUGGCAUGAUCGUGGACCCCCUGAGAUCUGGCUUCCCCAGAGCACUAAUUGACCCGUCCUCAGGCCUCCCAAACCGGCUUCCUCCCGGCGCAGUGCCCCCAGGAGCACGCUUUGACCCCUUUGGGCCCAUUGGAACCAGCCCGUCUGGACCUAACCCAGACCACCUCCCCCCACCGGGCUACGAUGACAUGUUCCUGUGAAGGCCUCGAGGACGUAACACCCCAGCCUCCCCUCCACUCGCCUGGAGCUGCCACCAUUGGCCCGACCAGCAGCCCUGUCCUUGUGGGCUGGGGACCAGGGAUCCUAUCCAUGUGUUUGCAGGCUGGCUGGGAUUGUCUCCCCACCCCCUCCGAGAGCCACGGCACCUGCUGCAGCCCGCCACCUGGCUGUGUGUAGGUCCCAGGGAGGCGUCUCUCACCACCAGCUCCUCCCCACCUCCCCGGAGAGACUCCGGCCACGUGUACCCGCGACCCGGCGCAGCGCUAUGAGGACAGAACGCAUUUUGGAUGUUAUUCUUAAGAACCAAAUGUCAAUACAAAAACCCUGUUGCCGGUCUCCCACUUCUCUUUUUCACGUAUGUGGUGGGGGCUUUCGAGUUUGAAUCCUGGGGUGCUGGGGGUGUGAAAAUACUCUUCCUACGCAGGGCCCACUUCUGCUUCUCGGGCGCCUGUUGCUCCUGACAUCACUGCAAAGGGCCUCAGGCUGGCUGUCCAGAGGGAAAUGAGUGACCAGAAACCCGGGGGCCACAAGGAUGACCUUCAUGGUGGUGGUCACUUUGGGGAAAGCGGGCGUCACUCUGACUAGGACGUGCUCUACCACUGCGUCUUUCUGGGUCUGGCCAGUGGCAGCCUGACAACUUAGGAGCAAACACACCUGAAGGCUAAUCUCAUUUUGCUACCAACUUAACUGAGUGAACCUGGCAAGUCCCUCUCCCUCGUAGGACCUGGGUGCCCACCCAUAAAAUCUGGGGUGCACAUUCUGCUGCCUGUGUCCUUGUACGGCAGUCCAGAGGAGCGGAUGCCGAAGGAAAGAGUGCAGGCCCAGGGCUCUUUGGCCCCGUGCCUGCCGGCCCCGCGGCACACAGAGGGCACAGGAACCCGGUCCCCAUCCUGUGGGAGGAGCCAGGAACCCCUGCCUCUACAGACAGUCCGGGAAUGUCUUUCCUGCCCACCGGGGAGCUCCCAUUCUGGAAGUCUGUGUCCAGGCCCCCUGACCUUGGUGUUCUCCGGAUCCUUUGCAGCCCGAGGCGCAGCAGAAGUGGUCAGUGAGGAGCCUGUGCUGGAGUGGAGAGAGCACCAUAGAACACCGGCUGAGAGGCAAGCUGCAGGGCCUGCUGGUCACGGCAGCCGAUGCUUCACACAGGGUUGGGUCCUCUGCACCAUGGGUCCCUUCCCCUGAAUUGGGACAAGUCUGCUCCCUGUAGGCGGGGAACUAACUACCCUCCUGCUUUCCUGAGACGCCUGCCUGUGUUCCGUAAUCUAGGCUUGCCUGCCUGCUCCCACUGCAGAGGAAUCAGGGCAGCUCAACUAACGCACAGGCGGGACCUGGUAGGGCAGGCGGCGAGUGUGAGCUGACUCCCUGGGUAUUUCCAGCAAACCAUCUCAAGUACGCGACUGAGUCAAAGACCCAGAGACAGGAGAGCGGCCAACUGGAAGCCUUCAGAACAUCCCUGCCCCGGAGAAGGACCCAGCAGUGGUCAGGCAGAGCGACGGCCACCACGGUCCACCAUAGUCAUUCUCCUACAAGGCUGGCACAUGGGUGGAACGGUAGCUUCUGUUCUGGGAACUGGUCCCUAUCUGUACCCAGAAGGACUCGGGGAAAUUUGCUCAUAAAAACAGGACACACUUAAAAGACUCCCAGAAGCAGGGAAGGUGGAGACCCUGCUUUCAGUCAAAGGCAAAACAAGAAAUUGGACACUUGGAUCUUCUGGGAGCAAAGGGUCAAAAAGAAGCCCCGUUGGGUGGCCACAUGCGUCAUUCUGUUUCUGACCAGACAGUUCAGUGACUGGUCUGGGAACUACCUGCAUGGGAUUCUGUGCACCGAGAGCAUCGUAGAUGGGUUCUGGGGGUGUCAAUGGGGCCUCUGUGAGUGAGCGCUUGCUUUGUUCUGGGCCAUGCUUAUCCUCCGGGCUGCUGCAGGUAAACGUUCUGUGGAACCCAGAGGGUUGGAAAGGCGUCACAAUAAACUUCAGCACGUAAA